AUGAAUGUUCCUAAGAAACGUCGGAAGAUUGAUGCUCCUUCUAAUGGCCCUCCGAUGAGCGCCAUUGCAGCACGGCGUGCGAGAAUUGAAGCCAAAACCGAGCAUCCAGGGCCAAGCGUUGAUACUAAAACACCACAUCCAAAGCCAAUGUUGGCUGAAGUCGCUGAAGUCUCUCCAUCAGGCCCGGGUUCUUCGAUUUCUCAAAACCUUGGGAACAUUACUCAUCCCAGUGUCCGUACCAAUACCUUAGAUCAAAGACGUGCUCUAAAGAUCAAUGAUGGACAGGGUGACUUAGAUACAGAAUUAUCCGUAGAACUAUGGGAAGAUUCUCCUGAGCCGUCCCCAGAAAAGGCGACUAUUAUGCUUUCCACAUUUCGGCCUAGUAGAGAAUUGAAAAACUUCAAAGAAUUGAAAAAUGGCGAUUUGUUGAUCCGACUGGCUCCUGGUGAGCGACUGGUUAUUCUAGGGCAAUAUGAAAUGUUAGUAUUGAAAGGAGAGAUUACCUUCUUGGGUGCUACGAUAUCCGCAACUACCACUGUACACGCCAUAUACGCCCCGUCAUCGCACUCCCUGCCGGUGAUCCGAUGUCUAGGAACUGAAAUAUUCUCUGCCAGUGCCCAGAGGGCAUUUCUGCAGCCGCUUGUAUCUCCACCACAGUGGAAUGCUAUGCUUGCAAAUCUGGCUGACACAAGCCCCAGGAGCAAAUCUGUUAGCAUGCUUUGUGGCCCGAAAGCUUCUGGAAAAUCGACAUUUACGAAACUUUUGGCCAACAAGCUUCUCCUAGCGUCUUCGAAAUCACAAUCAAUAGGCGUGGCGAUCUUAGAUCUGGACCCUGGGCAGCCUGAAUUUUCAUUGCCCGGACAGCUGUCCCUGAUUCAUUUACGAGAACCGAACUUUGGACCCCCUUUUUCUCAUCCGCGAGCUUCAAAAAAGAGCAAUAUCAUCCGGUCUCAUGCGAUUGCUGCAGUCUCCCCUUCCAUGGACCCAAAUCUAUAUACUGCCUGUGCCAUUGACCUUUAUACGCAUUAUCGCAUUCUUGUCCAGAAAUUCCCAGAAUGUCCUUUGAUUAUCAACACCCCAGGCUGGGUUUUGGGCACCGGGCUGGAGAUUCUCGUAGAAUUAAUUUCUAAGAUACAUCCAACUGAAGUCAUCUACAUGUCUGAGGACGGACCUCGUGAAGUCGUUGAUAGCCUCAAAGAAUCUGCUGGCUCUACGCCCGUAUAUACCCUCCCGUCUCAGGCUAGUGAGUACACGACUAGGACAGCAGUACAUCUGAGAACCAUGCAAUACAUGUCGUAUCUUCACUUGAAUGCGAGUGUGAAUGAAGUCUUGUCCUGGAACAACGCGCCACUAACAUCAGUCCGGCCGUGGGAAAUUCAUUAUUUAGGCGACAAAGCUGGCUUAUUGGCAAUAAUAUGUUAUGGAGAGCAGCCAUCGGCGAACUUAUUAGCUGAGACAAUCAAUGGCACUUUGGUGUCAGUGGUCGUAGUUGACGAUAUGAAAGCAAUUCCGGGAUGGAAGACUAAAGAGGAGGACGUCCCUAAGGCCCAGGCCCAAGCUCAAGAUAAUGGUGGGAUGGGAGAUGAGAAUUAUGUGGCAUUCGAAGAUCACUCGGAAAUUGGGCUCUUUGACGUCGACGAACUUCAUCCCAUUUCACUUACGGAGCCACUAAUCAUACGGACGCAAGCCGAGAAACUACCUUACUUCAACCCCGAAAACGCCAUCUCCCUUAACCCCAGAUAUUCGCAAGCUCUGGGCUUAGCUCUCAUCCGCGGUAUCGAUGUUCCUCGGCGAAAGUUACAGAUUUUGACGUCCAUCGAACCUAGCGUUGUCGAGGAGAUCAAUCGGAUGGGGAAAAAUAUAGUACUCAUCAGUGGCAAGUUGGAUACACCUGGAUGGGCUUAUACAGAAGAGCUAGUACAACGUGAAGUGAUAGCAAAGCAGAACGGCGAUGAAGCAACGACUGAUGAUUUCGACAAGGAUAGAGAAGAGAUGGUGGAUGACAAUGCAGAUGUAGACGAUUCUUUCACAGAAACUCCUUGGGUACAGAGAUUACAGGGGUCCGAAGGAAGGGGAGUUGGAUCGAGAGUUUGGAGGGUGAGAAGAGACCUUGGAAAGAACGCCGAUACUGUAACGUAG
Messenger RNA from Glarea lozoyensis ATCC 20868, 2139 nucleotides. RefSeq lists its product as uncharacterized. The coding region runs from base 1 to 2139 and encodes 712 amino acids. NCBI's taxonomy places the organism in Eukaryota, Fungi, Ascomycota, Leotiomycetes, Helotiales, Helotiaceae. The record is from RefSeq and is a predicted model, not a curated record. Gene Ontology annotation, cellular component: nucleus. The transcript has 5 exons. Gene Ontology annotation, molecular function: polynucleotide 5'-hydroxyl-kinase activity. Gene Ontology annotation, biological process: cleavage in ITS2 between 5.8S rRNA and LSU-rRNA of tricistronic rRNA transcript (SSU-rRNA, 5.8S rRNA, LSU-rRNA).